GUCGGUGAGCAGACGGAGGAGAAGUCAGACGGAGCAGAGCGGGAAUCAAACAACCUGCGAGGGACAAACCAGCGAGCCAACAGGAAGAGCAACAGGUGUGUGUCUCCAUGGCAACAGGUGUGUGCAUGUUGCUGGUUGUGGGUAUCAGCGUGUGUGCAGCGUUCAACCUCGACACGUCAUUUCCACUGCUGAAGAUGGGCGAACGAGGAAGUCUGUUUGGAUUUUCUGUUGCUCUGCACCAAGACCUGAAGACAGAGAGUUACCUUCUGUGCAAACAGCAGAUAAAGGACAAGGCGGUAUUAAGAAAGGUGGAGCUUCAGGAGGUUUUCAGGGGCUCCGUAAUGUCGGGGAGCAGAGGAGUGACAGCGCCCGCCUCUGUCAGCGCGGCGUUUAUCGUCAGAUUCAUGGUGUGUGUUGUAGGAAACGUCCACGUCUCCUGGAUGAACCCUGACGAUGAGUUUGACACCAAGAUGAGCUCCUUCUCCAACCAGAAGCACAGGAACAUCUACAUCGGAUACUCUGUCGCUCAGGCUCCUCGCCUUCUCUCUGAGGAUGAUGAAACCAUCGUAACAGGAGCUCCUCGGGACCGUAUGGAAGACGCUCAUGGCUCGGUGCUGCUGGCCGUCAAGCGCUCUGAUAAACUGAUGAUUCGCCAGAAGCUGCGCGGUCAACAGAUGGGCUCGUAUUUUGGGAACGCCUUGGCAAUUGCUGACCUCAAUAAUGACGGAGACAAAGUGGAGCCUCUGGUGUUCUCCUUGAAUGCCUCCUUGUACGAGAAGUUUCCCAAGAAAAAAAAGAACGUGCAGAACCUGAAACGCCUCCCGGUGCUGAGUGAGACGCCCCAACCCAUCAGAACCCAGAUCCACAUCCAGAAGGCCUGUGGUCCUGAUAACCGCUGCCACAGCAACCUGCAGAUGGCGGCUCGGUUCACCGAUGAGAGCCAGCGAGCUUUCCCCGAUGAGCAAGGUGUAGCGUCCACUGUCGCCAAGACCUGUGGUGACAGACGGAGGUUAGUUGGAGAUGUUGUUGCUGUCCUUAAGCGGACAGCCGACACGGGGAAGUGCCACGGGGCCUUCUUCUUGGAGCUGCUGCUAGCUGGUUCUCAGCCAGUGUCACAGCGCUGCCACGGUUCACUUCAGUCUGGCACUGCCACCAUCUCUGCCAGUGCCCCCUCUCCUGGAUGGGGUGACGCCUUGGCAGUGGUGGAGUGCUCUGUGGAGGGGACCUCUCUUCAGUGUGAGCUCGGGAAUCCUUUCAGAAGCAACAACAAGGUUCAGGUUCUCAUCAAAUUUCAGCCAUCUGAGAUCAGUUUGGACACACGCGAGAUCCAGUCUGUGCUGCAGCUGUCCACGCUCAGUGAACAGCCGGAUCUGUCCCCGAUCUCCGUCUCCAUGGUGGUGGAGUAUUUGCUGCAGACAUCGCUUAGUUUACCUCUGAAAUGCAACAAUUGUCAUCCUGUGAGCUCAGAAAGCAUUUCUGUCCCCAAACCUGCAGACACCUGUGCUCAGAUAUCAGGACUGUUUUUUUCAUCCUCUCAUGACCAGUUAUUGCUUCUUGUUGUGUUUCAGGACUACAGCGAUGCAAGCAGUGUCUUGGUUCAAGGCCAGGCGUCUCUGAAGCUACAGACCAACAAACCCACCGUGAACAUGGAGUCUCACAGCUCGCAGAUUGAGGUCUACAUCUAUCCAGAUCUGGGGCUACAGGUGGACUCUGGCGCCCCCCUAUGGAUCAUCAUGUUGUCUGCCCUGGCAGGUGUCCUGCUGCUGGCUCUCAUCUGUCUGCUGCUCUGGAAGUGCGGGUUCUUUGUGCGUCAGGGGGUGUGGCGGGCGGUGGCGCUCCAUCAGGGGAGGAUUAUGGGUAAAGACGACCUGCAACAGCAGCACAUGGAUGCUGACGGAUUCCUGAUCCAGGACCAGGUCUCCUCAUGUCGAAACAGGAAGUCCCCGAAACACUGGGUCACUUCCUGGACUGAGACUCACUGAGAGACUCUCAGCGUCUGAAAAAAGAAACCAGACCGGACCAAACUGGACCAAAACAAACCAGUUCUAACUGGACCAAACUGGACUAGACCAAACCAAACCAGUUCUAACUGGACCAACACACUGCCAAUGUGAGUCUGCUGUCAUGUGAAAACCUCGUGAUGUGUUUACGUUCAUGUUGUAGACGGAGAUGUGAGGUUUCCAGCUGACAGCAAGCACAGAAGAUUAUAGAUGAUUGGUUAUUGAUCUGUGUAUAUGUGUACAUCUCUUAGCCAUGGAUUGGAAACAGAUUGGUGUUUUCCUUUAAAGGGCUGGAAUCAAAAUGAGGGGACUGCUCCUUUAAUAUGGCAGCAGUCUUUGUGCUGCCUUCAAGGACUCCCCGUAAAAUCUCCUUUGAGAAAGCUGUUAGUAAAACCAUCCCGGUUGCCUUUAGGUGCGGUCGGCUCUUCUGUGAAACUGUUUGGUGUCUCGUGUACUUUUACAGGCUGUUUUUGUAUAUUUGUGAUAUUUCUGA
Molecule: messenger RNA, 2493 nt
Organism: Neolamprologus brichardi
Lineage: Eukaryota; Metazoa; Chordata; Actinopteri; Cichliformes; Cichlidae
Source: RefSeq, a predicted model, not a curated record